AUUUCCACAUUAAAAGUGCAAAUUAAUAAAGAUAAAGCUCUUCGCUGCUAACAUUAGCGUUUAGGGUAGGUUUCAAUUCCCCAAUUAGUAGAGUCUCCUUUAUCUUGCAACGUGUAUCUGACAGACCUUUUACUAUUAUCUCAAAGUGGUCCCAUUUUAAGUUGUGACCAGUUGACGUGACGUGUUCUGCGAUAGCUGUGCAUGACAGCUACUCGUGAACGCUUUAAAAUGUUCAGUUUUUCUGUCAUGCAAUGCAUGUUUUGUUUUUCCAAUGUAGAAAUCCUAGCAGUCCCCACAACUAGCCUUAAUGGCAAUUCUGAAACCUGAAAAUAUUUAACUGGUCGGUUAACAAUUAACUUGCUUGAUCACAAUAGAGUCACGCUUUACUUCGUGACGUUCUCUAUUGUGUUUGGCGUUACACUGGUGUAACUCCCCAAAAUUGCGCAUGCCUACAAAAAAGAAAUUGCAAACAUCCGUACAUUAGGAAUGCAGGAAUGGCAUCACAUAACCUGCUGCUAGAAUUGUCACAGGCAUAGGAGGUAAAAUAGUUAGCCUGCUAGGGAUGAUGAUUUAUAAGUCUCUGCACGGUUUGGCUCCAGAAUAUCUAAUUCGAGAGGCGAGAAACCGCAUAUAAUUUAAAGGACUCUGAGAAUAAAAUAAAUGAUCCAUUGCUGCGUACAAACUAUUAUAAAAAUAGCUUUAGCUAUAGUGGCGCCGUCCUUUGGAACAGCCUUCCUUGUGACUUAAGGGAAGCAGAAUUUAAACGCCAAGUCAAAAGAGAUGUUCAAGGCACGGCAUUCGUGGAAAACAGCUUUUUUUAUUUAAUUAUUUCUUACUAUAAGUUAUUAGUAGUUUUAGCUGACGAAUUUUUAACCUUGUUUAAAUAAAGAUUAUCUAUCUAUCUAGCAGUUACGUUUGCGUUACAAGCGAUUUGAUUAAUGUGUGACAUUUUAUAAACGCUCGCAAGCACACAUCACCCGAUUCGAACUACAAGGUCAUUCAAUGUCAUGUGUCAGUGGGCAGUAAACAAUAUCAACAAUCGAAAGGUCAAGAAUGUAAAUUUGUAUAGAUGCAAAGAAUGAUUGAUCUUCGCGGUUACUGAAUCGUGAAUAAUCAAAAUUCAACUGAACAUCAAAGCAGGACGGUGCUUAAGGUGAACUAAGGUUCGAAGACCGGCAGUGAAGGGGUGCUUUUGGCUCUUCUAUCCCCGCAUUCUAUCGGACAUUCUCCGGUACAGUAUUUUUGAAACAGGUUAUCUAUUCAACUCAGCAAAGCCAUGGCGUUAUCUCAGUCGUUUGCAUGUGGCUUGGUAGUGAUAUUCGCAAUUCAGUGGAGUUGCUUUGCGGCAAAAUUUGCGAUGAUCUCGAUGAAAGGAAGGAGUCACUACAUGGUUCUCGAAAGGCUGGGAAAAGAGCUAGAAUCAAGAGGUCACGAGGUGGUGAUUUUUGUUGGAGAGUGUGAAAAGUACGCCCUGAAGGACUCAAACAUUCGAACAUUCGAGUGUUCAGAAGAAAUAAACAAACUGGUUGAUCCCACCGCUAUAGCUGGUUUAAAAGUAGUUUGGUAUCAUUACUGUGAUGCAAUGCUCGGCCAUCAUAACAACAUGAACGAAGCCAAGACUGCUGACCUCAUUAUUGGGGACGCCAUGUACCUGUGCUCGUUUCUGGUAGCAGAUAAAUUCUCCUUACCACAUGUUACAGUUUUGAUGAGCCCUCUGAGUACAGCACUUCGCCUACCGUAUAACUUUGCUGAUCUCCCGUCCUAUAUACCCCAGAUGUUUUCCGGGUUGACCGAUGACAUGAACUUUCUACAGAGAGCAGGGAAUAGCCUUCGGUGGUUCCUUGGUCGUUUGUCUUCACCGAACGCGCUUCAUAGCGUCUACGGAGGGCUGAAAGAGAAGUAUAAUAUUACGCCAGAAAAAACUUUGCAGCAGACUUUCCAAAAAGUUGAUAUCGUUCUUGUUCAAUCGGAUCCCCUCGAUUAUCCACGACCACAUUUGCCAAAUACUAAGCUGGUCGGACCACUACUAUCAAGUCCAGCUGAAUCACUUGCAGAAGAGCUAGAGCAAUUUGUUAGGGGGUCUGGUGACAAAGGAGUUAUACUCGUGUCUUUUGGAUCAAUCCUUGGUGAAAUAAGCGAUCAGACAAUUUCAACAAUGGCUGAUGUGUUUUCUACUUUGCCGCAAAGGGUUAUUUGGAAACUUAACACAGACGGGAAAAAAUUAACUCUUGGCGAGAACAUAAAGGCUUUGUCAUGGCUGCCACAGAACGAUAUUCUAGGCCAUCCGAAGACUCGUUUGUUUAUCGGACACGCUGGAAUGAAUGGAUUGCUGCAGGCAGGUUACCAUGGUGUUCCUAUGAUUUGUGUGCCCUUCUUUGGCGACCAGUUUGACAACUCCAUUGCUGCAAAGUACUUUGGGAUGGCAGAGAUUUUGUACCAGGAGUCAAUUACUACAGAGUCUCUUCUGAACACUAUAAACACUGUUAUAAACAAUGCCAGUUACCGCGAGUCCGCAGCUCGAAUUUCCAAAUCCAUCAAAUUGCGUCCCCGCACUUCUAUACAAGAAUCCGCCGACUGGGUGGAGUACACACUGGCUCAAGGUGGCUUACCGCACCUCAGGCCGAAAAGCCUGGAUCUACCAUUUUACAAGCUUUACCUUUUGGAUGUGUUAUUCGUGUUUGUUGUACUGUUGAUUGUCGUAUUUGUAGCUGUUUAUUCAGUGAUAAGGUGUUUUUGUCGAUUGUGCUUUAAGUCAAACCCAAACAAAGCAAAAUCUCACUAGACAGCUGUUGUACCGUGUUUUCUCGAUUAAACGCCGGGCCAACCUCGUUUCCAGGGUCUCUCUUCCCUCCCUCUCUCUCGCUCCAGGGGGCGGUAUGUGUUUGAAAGCUGAAGAAAGUUUUAUUACCAAUAAGAGCCGAAUUUUCCGCAACUUCGUUUAAAUAUCAUUGACUACAAAGAAAGUCAGCGUCUGACUUUGUUUUACAAGUUAAAUGUUGCAUUUAUGUAGUGAAAUUGAUGUAUUUUAAUACAUCAAAAUGGCAAAAUGACAAACGAUAGGUUGACAAAAAUGAUGAAAAAAAUACCCUCGUUUGAUGAACCGUGUGUCCCGAAUAGAUCAGUUUCAAUAUAUUAAAAUUCAGCCUAAAACAAUAGACCUCAGCACGAGGGUCCGGGGAAUAAACCCCACAAACUCCG
This is a messenger RNA of Orbicella faveolata, 3198 nucleotides long. Its product is annotated as UDP-glucuronosyltransferase 2C1-like. The record is from RefSeq and is a predicted model, not a curated record. Gene Ontology annotation, molecular function: UDP-glycosyltransferase activity. NCBI's taxonomy places the organism in Eukaryota, Metazoa, Cnidaria, Anthozoa, Scleractinia, Merulinidae.